UCAGGUUGGGCCACCCCGGAGGACGAGGAAUGCCUCGCAUGAGGGUCUCCUCUUAGUCCCACUCCCUCCACGCCGCUCUUCAGGGCACUCACGUACCAGCCGCCGCGCUCCUGCGAAGCCUUUCCGGGGCGCCUUGUAGAUCCCCAUGGAGACCGCGAAAGAUUUCGUGCAACCGCUCCAGGUGCUCCGAAGAACCAGAGCCGUGACUCGCCAUAGCGCCGUGAAGCCGGAGAGGGAGGCGACUCCACGGAGGAAGUUUGUUGCAGGAGGUGUGUGCAAGUCUACAGCUACACUGAAUGGGAAGGUUGCAGUGAUCACAGGAGCCAACACUGGCAUAGGGAAGGAGACUGCGAAAGACCUUGCAAGAAGAGGUGCUAGAGUCAUCCUUGCUUGCAGAGAUAUGGCAAGAGCAGAAGCAGCAGCCUGUGAAAUCCGGACCAUGACAGGGAACCAGCAGGUUAUUGCGAUGAAGUUAGAUCUGGCAGACAGCAAAUCUAUCAAAGAAUUUGCUGAGAAUUUCCUGAAAGAGGAGAAGGAGCUCCAUAUCCUCAUUAACAAUGCAGGGGUUAUGAUGGUCCCCUACUCCAAAACAGCUGAUGGCUUUGAGGUGCAUCUGGGAGUCAACCACCUUGGUCACUUCCUUUUAACAUUCCUGCUGAUAGAGCGCCUGAAGCAAUCUGCACCAGCUCGCAUAGUGAAUGUUUCCUCAUUGGCUCAUCAUGGUGGGAAGAUUCGCUUUCAUGACCUCCAGGGUGAGAAGUUAUACUGUCGGAGCCUGGCAUACUGUCACAGUAAACUGGCCAAUAUUCUGUUCACCCGGGAGCUGGCUAGACGACUGCAAGGCACUGGUGUCACUGUAAAUGCCCUGCAUCCAGGCACAGUUUCUUCUGACUUGCCCCGUUAUUCCAUUUUCAUCUCUGUGGCUUCGAAGAUAUUUCAUGUCUUCUUGAAGUCACCAUAUGAAGGAGCCCAGACCAGUGUGUAUUGUGCGGUGGCAGAGGAACUGGAGUCAGUGAGCGGGCAGUAUUUCAGUGACUGUAAGCCUGCCUAUUUGUCAUCUCGGGCCCGUGAUGAUGAAACUGCAAACAAGCUCUGGCAGGUCAGCUGUGAACUACUGGGAAUCCACUGGGAUUAAGUUAUGGAGGAUCCUUCGUUCUAGCUGUGUUUCUAGCAAGCUAUUUGCUGGAUACACAAAGCGCAGACUUGAUGGGAAGAGACUUUGCAUCAUUACCUACCAAAAUUGUGGUUGUAAAAGGGACACAGGUUCUUUUCAGAUUAGUUUCUUCCUUCCCACACAUACCAUGGUAAGGGAAUGUAGUAGUUCAGCAAGAGAAUAAGUUGCCCUACUGGCUUUGAAAGCAAAAAGAGGAAUAUAUAAAUCCUCAUUCUCCAUCCUCACCAACUCUUGAGUAGAUUGUUUUUUAACAAGUCAGCUCUGUCACAGAUCUGUUAACUCGGGGAUUCCCAACCUACGGCACUCCAGAUGUUGCUGAACUACAACUUCCAUCAUCCCCAGCAACAAUUUAUUGUGGCUAGGGAUUAUGGGAGUUGUAGGUCAGCAACAUGACUCCCACCGGUUGGGAGCCCCUGUAACUUAUUUCAGAUUGGCUUAUUAUGAAGCAAGGAGAGCUGAGGCUUUCCCUUCCUUCUGGAUUUGUAUAGCAUUGUUAAUUGUGUGUGUGUGGUCAGAAGCAAGAGGUGUAGAGUCCAAAAAUAUGUUUCUGCCCAAGGAACUGAAGCAGGAUCUUGCCUAUUAAGAGGCAUGUAAGCUCCAGCAGCAGACAUUCUACACCCCUGCUUUCUUAUAUGAAAUCUGCUCUUUGCUGACUUCAGGGAAAAACAGUAUGCUCACAGAGGGGUGCUUGGAGCUUUAGGCAUGCAAGCAAGACCUUUCCCCCUAGAAUUACUACUACAGUGGCAGCCAAUUGUUUCAGCCUUUUCAGUUACAGUACUGGACAAUUCAAAGCCCAUACCUUAACUUGACAAUUCAAAGCCCAUACCUUAACUUGUUUUUAAACUCAGAUGUUUCUUUAGCAUCCACAGUCCCUUGUCAGAAUAGACCCUAAGAUACUGUGCUAUUUUUAAAAAUAUUCAGAUUUCUUGUAUAUUUGAGAAAAGACAUCAGAAAAAAGGGUGUGUGUUUUUUUACUAGAGACCAACCUUUUAUGUACAUGGACCUAUAUGCAAUUAUAAGGCUGUUAACUACUGUGGGCUAUACUUUAUUGGCAGGGUGAGAAGGGACCAGGUAGGCUGAAGUGUAUUCUUGGGGACCAAGAGCAGUCACACACUUGAUACGAGUCUUCCAUUUAGACAAAAGGUGCUUCAGUAUUAUGCUGCCCUUGCUAGUAAUGCAGCUGUUGGUACAAGGUGUCAUACUGCUUUAAAUGCAUUUGGAUAAACUAACACAGAUGUCUGUUUUCUCACUGGGUUGUGAUAAGCCCACUUAUAUGAAAGGAUCAAGUUGUGAAAUUCUAACAGGUUUUUUUUCAGGGCAGAAUCAGUUUGAAAUCAGAACUGAGCAAUCUCAGAACAUGGCUAAAUAAACACAUUUUAAGUUUA
This is a messenger RNA of Hemicordylus capensis (graceful crag lizard), 2559 nucleotides long. RefSeq names its product retinol dehydrogenase 12 (gene RDH12). The transcript is spliced from 7 exons. The record is from RefSeq and is a predicted model, not a curated record. Lineage: Eukaryota; Metazoa; Chordata; Lepidosauria; Squamata; Cordylidae. The coding region runs from base 146 to 1135 and encodes 329 amino acids.